Esox lucius (northern pike) is the source of this 1173-nucleotide messenger RNA. It is a transcript of the gene psmb10, whose product is annotated as proteasome 20S subunit beta 10. The record is from RefSeq and is marked provisional. NCBI's taxonomy places the organism in Eukaryota, Metazoa, Chordata, Actinopteri, Esociformes, Esocidae. Gene Ontology annotation, cellular component: proteasome core complex.
ACGAAACGCUGACACAUUCAGCCGAAACAGCUCACUGUGACAGCUUUCAACGAAGUAACUGAAAAAGGAAAAGAAAAGUCAACAGCACGUGGACUCUGUCUCACCUUUUACAUGACCGCUCUUAUUUUGUGACUUUCACACAUUGUUUAAGGAUGCUCAACACUUCCCGACCGUGCCAGCCUCAAAGUGGUGGCUUUUCCUUUGAAAACAGUCGCAGGAAUGCUGUUUUGGAAGGAAAUUUGUCAGAGCUUGGGUACAGUUCUCCCAAGGCAAGGAAGACUGGAACCACAAUUGCUGGCAUCGUUUUCAAGGAUGGGGUGAUACUUGGAGCAGACACAAGAGCCACUGAUGACAUGGUGGUGGCUGACAAAAAUUGCAUGAAGAUCCAUUACAUUGCACCCAACAUCUACUGUUGUGGGGCAGGUGUUGCCGCGGAUGCAGAAGUCACCACUCAGAUGAUGUCCUCCAACGUGGAGCUCCACUCGCUCAGCACAGGACGCCCUCCGCUUGUUGUCACGGUUACCCGACAACUGAAACAGAUGCUCUUUAGGUAUCAGGGGCAUAUCGGCUCCUCUCUGAUUGUCGGAGGUGUGGACGUGACUGGAGCUCACCUUUACAGCGUCUACCCACAUGGCUCCUAUGACAAACUGCCGUUCCUAACUAUGGGUUCAGGAGCCGGGCCAGCCAUUUCCAUCUUUGAAGACAGAUUCAGACCAAACAUGGAGCUGGAGGAUGCUAAACAGCUGGUGCGGGAUGCCAUUGUUGCUGGGAUUUUCUGUGACCUGGGCUCUGGCAGUAACGUAGACCUGUGCAUCAUCACCCAGGCUGGGGUGCAGUACCUCAGGGCCUAUGACCAGCCUGCCCAGAAGGGGAAAAAAGAGGGACAGUACAAGUACAAGCCAGGCACAACUGCAGUUUUGACUAAGACAGUCACACCCUUGCCCCUGGACAUUGUUGAUGAAUCAGUUCAACUUAUGGACACUCAAUGAAAUGAUAAGCUCCUGCAGACUUACACACAUUCAUGAAUUCCAACACACUAUGGUUUGCUGGUGCAUUGAUAAUUCUAUUUGGUUUAGCAUAUAGCGUGUUUGUGGAAAGUUUUUAAUUCAUAAUUUUCUUGCAGACAAUGUAGAUUAUGAAAUGUUAAAAGGCAAUAAAAUAUUUCUUAAAGGC